Molecule: messenger RNA, 1132 nt
Organism: Symsagittifera roscoffensis
Lineage: Eukaryota; Metazoa; Xenacoelomorpha; Acoela; Convolutidae
Exons: 2
Coding region: 224-910 (228 amino acids)
Source: RefSeq, a predicted model, not a curated record
GGUACAAAUGAGACUUCACCUCUCCGCAAUUCUACGUUAUAAGAAAACCAUCUGCUUGAAUUUUAGCUCGACUUUAUUAGAACGCACGGCUUCGAAGUUACAAUUGAGUGAUUUAUUUAAAAAGCUUACAACUGAAUGAACAACGAAAAAUGUUUGUGUAACAAAGUUCGAAAGUAAACUAGAACUCUAACUGAAAACUUUACCAAUUUUUUUUGGUCAAAAAAUGGAUGAAAAUCUUGGCGAAUAUGUCAAUCCCGAAAUUGUGAACGAAGAAAUGAAAGAAAGGAAAACGAACGAGUUGAUUCAUUUAAAUCAACCUGUUAUGAAAUCUACAAAUGAGGCACCAAUGUCUAAAUAUCACGAAAGCGGCGACAAACAAGGAAGCUAUGGCGGUCCCGACUAUGAGACUUAUCCCAUAUUUGAUGAGCCGAAGGAAUUGUACGUCGAUUAUAGUCAAUAUGAUUUGUACAGUAGAGCUGGCCCUGACUAUGUCGAGACCGCUGACAGAAUUGACGAAAGGAGUUCGAAAACCCAACAAAAGGGAAAGCUGUCAUCACGUGACAAGGCAAAAAAGGCACCGAAAGAAAAAAUGCCGGAUUUGGAAAAAGAAGGAGAAGAAGAUCUCCAGAAAAAAGACGAUCAGUAUCAACCAAUCUCACCAGUAGUGUAUUCAGAUCCGUCAAACAUCGACAGCACAACUCCACCUGUUUACGUGGAGGCGGGAGAAAAAAUGGGAGAGAAUGCCGAGCAUUUGAAACCCAAGAGAGAGUCCCCAAAGAGAAAAUGGGUUCUGCUAUACAAGAUAUCAAAAAGAGCUUAUUAUACUUUGAUGAUAUCGUUUGGUGCUUUCCUGUUGUUAGCAGUCGCGCUCUUGCUUUCCUUGUCAAUUAAUUUCAUGACGGGUGACUAAUUACAAUUCGCGGAGUUCUAUCUCUAAAAACUAAAUCAAACAGUAUGUAUCCAAUAACUAAAUCAUUAAGCAUCCAACCCAUGAUUGACACUACAACCCACGAUCUCUAAAAACUAAAUCAAAAAGUAUGUAUCCAGAAACUAACUUGACAGACUGGAGUGAAUAACUAAUUUGUAAAAACAGAAUUGCAUAAAAAUGCUGAAUAAAAAUGAAGUUUCAAUA